AUCUUUUAGACGUGACUCAUCCGGAAGUUUGUAAAAAUAAAAAAAGCUACAAUGAGUAAAAGAACCAACACUACUGCAACUGCACGGUUAAAGCAGGAUUAUAUGCGCAUCAUGAAAGAUCCUGUUCCAUAUGUCCAGGCAGUUCCCCUUGCAUCAAAUAUAUUAGAAUGGCACUAUGCCGUGGAGGGACCUGAAAAAUCCUUGUAUGAAGGUGGCUACUACCAUGGGAAGCUGGUCUUUCCACGUGAGUUCCCAUUCAAGCCCCCAAGCAUAUACAUGAUUACACCCAAUGGCAGAUUCAAGUGCAAUACUAGAUUAUGCUUAUCAAUAAGUGACUUUCAUCCUGACACUUGGAACCCUGCAUGGUCUGUUUCUACCAUCCUGACAGGGUUGCUUAGCUUCAUGUUGGAAAAAAGUCCUACCUUAGGUAGUAUAGAAACAUCAGAUUACACAAAAAGACAGUUGGCUGCCCAGAGCCUUCAUUUUAAUCUACAGGACAAACAAUUUGUUGACUGUUUUCCAAAUUUAGCUGAGGAGAUGAGGCAGACACUUAAGAAACGUGAAGAAGAAAUGGCUCGUAGCGCAGAAUUAAACAAUAGAUCUGUAAAUGCAGGGCUUGCAAAUUCUAGUUCAAGGGUCCAGGGUGUGAACGGAGCCAAUGAACAACAAGGACUUCUAAAUAGUGCACUCACUAACAUAUGUGUAAUCAUAGGAUUUGCUGCAUUCGCAUACACAGUCAAAUAUGUACUAAAAAAUAUAGUUGAAUAGUACUUGAUGAUUUUACAUAGACUAUUUCAACUAAGGCUAUCGUAACUAAGGCAUGUUGGGAGAAUUUAUUAUAAAUUAAAGCUGUAAAUCAAAACACAUGGUGUACAGGAAAUAAUAAUGCAAGUUCUCUAACUUAAAAGAAUUUCAUCCAAUGACAGACUUUAAAAAAUGGAUAGGAACUCCCCAUUGAGACACUCGUUUCAACAUAAAAAAGGUUCACAUAGUUACUCUCUGCCUGUGUACUAUUUGAAAGCUUAUGUCCUCAGAGGCAUACUUUUUUAUAUUCUUUGUUAUACUUUGCAGAGGUUUUGUGAUACAAAACAGUUAAAUCAUCAAGUAUUUUAAAAUAUUCUCUAUUAUCUGGCACCAUUUCUGAAGUGAGACCUCGAUUAGGAUUUAAACCCUGGACUUAGUGCAUAGUGUGCUGAAUCAUUACAUUGAAGGUGUUGUUUCCAAGUCUGCAUGACCCUGCAGUGGGAAUGCUAAAUUUAGGAAACAACGUCUGAGUGGA
Owenia fusiformis is the source of this 1279-nucleotide messenger RNA. The record is from the annotation of a GenBank genome assembly. NCBI's taxonomy places the organism in Eukaryota, Metazoa, Annelida, Polychaeta, Sabellida, Oweniidae.